GCUGGAUCUCAAACUUGUCAACCUUCACUUCUCUCCGGGUUUUCUUCUGCUCUAUGGCGUCGGUUCCUGCCCCUGAUCGUCUCUCCGAUGAGGAAUUUCCCUCACGACGUCCGCGCUACCCCGGUGAGGAUACCACUCCAACUAGCCGGCAAGAGGUCUGGGGCUGGUAUGCUUACGGCAUAGCCGCCGAGGUCUUCGCUGUGUGCGGUGUCGGAUCAUUCCUCCCGCUCACCCUCGAGCAAUUGGCUCGCGAGCACGGCUUUCUCCAGUCCACUCAUCAACCAUGCGUCGGGCCUACCGCUCCGUCCGGAGACUCGAAUGAGCAAUGCGUCGUCCAGCUGAUGGGGCUAGAGAUCACCACCGCCAGUUUCGCCAUGUACACCUUCUCGCUGGCGGUGCUUGUGCAGGCUCUGACUUUGAUCUCAUUCAGCGCUUUGGCGGAUUACGAGAACAAUCGCAAGACCCUCCUCAUGGCCUUUGGCUUUGUGGGCUCGGUAACGAGCAUGCUGUUCAUGUUCAUCUCUCCACCAGUCUAUAUCCUCGGCGCGCUUCUGGUCGUGGUAGGCGUCGUGUGCCUGGGGUCCUCGUUCGUCGUGCUCAAUUCGUUUCUACCCGUCCUCGUCGCGCACGACCCGUCGAUCACCUCCCCCGCUAAGAAGGAGACCCCGGAGGAAUUGCACGAACUAUACCCGGAUGGAGAGGAGGAGGAGGAUGACGACGACAACUUCCGAACGCAUUCUGCUCGCUCGGGCGCACACAAUGACCAGGGCGAGUCAGGUCGUUCCUCCUCCGCAACGAAGGCGGCGUCUCCCGAGUUACAGCUGUCGACGCGCAUCUCUUCCAAAGGAGUGGGGUUGGGGUACUGUGCCGCAGUGUUCGUCCAAAUCCUCAGCAUCUUGCUGCUCUUCACACUGUCCAAGACCUCCGUCGGCAAGUCGUCUGGCACACUGCCGCUGCGUUGCGUGCUGCUGCUGGUAGGUCUGUGGUGGUGCGCGUUCACACUGGUCAGCCGACGGUGGCUGCGCACGCGUCCCGGCCCGCCGCUAGAGGAGGCUGGGGGAGCAGCACGAAGCGCCAACGGCGGCGGCGGCGGCGCGCCCCGCGCGCGCUGGCGACUCUGGCUCAGCCUCGUGGGCUUCGCGUGGAAGUCGCUCUGGAAGACCGCGCGGGUGGCGGUGCGGCUGCGGGAGAUGCGUCUGUUCCUGGUGGCGUGGUUCCUGCUGUCGGACGCGCUGGCGACGGUAUCCAGCACGGCGAUCCUGUUCGCACGCACGGAACUGCACCUGAGCACCACGAUGGUCGCGCUCCUGUCGAUCACGGCCACGGUGUCCGGCAUGGCGGGCGCAUUCCUGUGGCCGACGGUUUCUCGCCGACUGGGCCUGCAGUCGCACCAGACCAUCAUGCUGUGUCUGGCGCUGUUCGAGCUCAUUCCUCUGUACGGGCUGCUGGCGUACAUCCCCUUCGUCCAGCGCUGGGGCGUGAUUGGGCUGCAGCAGCCCUGGGAGAUCUACCCGCUGGCGGUCGUGCACGGCGUGGUUGGCGGCGGAUUGGCCUCGUACUGCCGCUCGUUCUUUGGGCUGCUGAUCCCGCCGGGCAGCGAGGCGGCCUUCUACGCCCUGUACGCGGCCACGGACAAGGGCAGCUCCUUCAUCGGGCCGGCCAUCGUGGGCAUGCUGAUCGACAAGACGGGCCAGGUGCGGAGCGGAUUCUUCUUCGUGGCGGUUCUCAUUUUGCUGCCGAUUCCUCUGAUCUGGUUCAUCAAUGCCGAACGGGGCCGCGCCGAGGGUUUGGCGGUCGCUGAAUCCAUGACCGAGCGGGACGGGGAGGAAGCAGAGGGCCUGCUUUCCCGACGGAGCUGAGUCCGGUAAUAGAAGGCUAUAUUAUAGACGCAUACCCUAUGAGAUUACAUGAUACCAUGAAUAAUGAACAUGUGCACCC
Molecule: messenger RNA, 1938 nt
Organism: Aspergillus homomorphus CBS 101889
Lineage: Eukaryota; Fungi; Ascomycota; Eurotiomycetes; Eurotiales; Aspergillaceae
Product: MFS transporter
Exons: 3
Coding region: 54-1859 (601 amino acids)
Biological process (GO): amino acid transmembrane export from vacuole
Source: RefSeq, a predicted model, not a curated record